Daphnia pulex (common water flea) is the source of this 3200-nucleotide messenger RNA. RefSeq names its product G-protein coupled receptor Mth2-like. Lineage: Eukaryota; Metazoa; Arthropoda; Branchiopoda; Diplostraca; Daphniidae. The coding region runs from base 925 to 2769 and encodes 614 amino acids. Gene Ontology annotation, cellular component: membrane. Gene Ontology annotation, biological process: cell surface receptor signaling pathway; G protein-coupled receptor signaling pathway. The transcript has 9 exons. Gene Ontology annotation, molecular function: G protein-coupled receptor activity. The record is from RefSeq and is a predicted model, not a curated record.
UGCUGUUUAUACACUGAACAGCUGGCCGAGCCAAGUUUCGUGUGUGUAUAUUUACGGUUUUUUCGAUUGGAUCGCGCCGAUCUUUUGUCAUGUUUUUCAGCGGAGUGGGUAUUCUUAGCAUUCUCCGCCCGUCAGCUCGCUUUGAAGGUAUAUAUUUCUUUAUUUCUUUUUUUCUUUUCCUUUUUUUAAAAAAAGAAAAACCCUGGCCUCGUUGCUUAAAGAAAAACGAGGUGAAAAAAGAAAUGGCGGAGGCACAAAAAAGGUAUAGACCGGGACACUUCUUUUAGCCGCAGCUAGCGCUGUACCGCGGUGAAGGGUAAGAGAGAAAGAGAGAGAGAGAGAGAGAGUUUUUCCAGGGUUUUUUUGGUGUGUGUGUGUGUGGAGCCGGACUGGAAAACAAAUUGGCCAACGAGAUAAAUCAGACGGUGUGCAACCAGUGAGCUGUUUGGAGAGAAAACAAUACUCAGCCAGCAGAGGUCUGAGAGGAGCAGAGUCGGCCGGGACUGCUCACCAGUUCGACCAGAUUUCAACAGAAAUUGUCUGUUUGACUACACAUUCAGGUCCGGUUUCACGUUUUCCCCCCCAGGGUAAAGUUGCUAGGAGAGAUAAAAGCUUCUUUAUUGCCUCUCUUCUCUGCUGCUCACAGGGCUCCUCUCACUCGAAGAGUGAGCAGCUGUCACGUAACAUCUCACAUAAUUCGGGCGUCUCUCAAUCUUUUCAAAUAUUUAGACCGACGACUCCCAUCCAUUUCAGAGCGAGUGAAUACAUUCGCUCGGGAAAACAAGAAGGAAGCGCUCGUCUCUCGACAAGACAUUGGCGCAUUCACAAAACAGUUGACGUGCCGGUGGAAAUUAACUUUGGUGCGGUGGUUUGUUUGUUGUUUGCUCCGGAGUCGACCACGCCUUUUUGGAAAGUGCGCAGAAAAUGACACAACAUCAACUGGCGUACUACGCAAUCGCAGCCCUGUGUGUAACCUUGAGGAUCACCUUUUGUGCCGCCGGAAGCGAUGAGACCAUCAAGCGUGACCAUCAGAAGGAGGAGCAGCAGCUGAUCCCUUUGACGAAAUGCUGCGAUAUCGGCCAGUUUUACAACGCCGGAUUCGAUCGCUGCCUGGAAUGGGAGAGCUAUUUGGCGGAAGUGCACUUAUUGGCGACGUCGUUCCAGGACGUGCCCCCAUUCUACAACGACAACGACGGCCGUGUUGUCCACCCGGUGGCUCCUAGCGCCUUUCUCCUAUCUUUGGCCAACUUCACUUUUUGUCCGGACGGACAGAUCGCCAGGAGCUCGCCCGACUUCCAACUAUUCAAAAACGGAUCGAUGAAAACUGUUGAAGGCAAGGCGCUCAAGUUUGGCGAAUUUUGCGUCGACAGAAUCAUCAGCCGGGAAUUAGGAGCCAACACGAAUGUAACUGCGGGAUUAUUUGUCGCCCGAUUUUGCAUUCCCGACCCGUGCGUCGUCAACAACCGGACGGGAUGCGUCCGCAAAUGCUGCCCAAACGGAAUGGCUCUCAACGGAGAAGAAAGAAUUUGCCAAGUCAAUUCGGCGCCGUUCGAGAUCCCGUUUCACGAUGAAAGUGGAGCCGCCCUUAACGCGUCCCAUUUCGGGACCUCCUCCUCUCCAAUCGUCAGCGAUGGAGUCUUUGUCGGCUGCCAACACGGGGCCUAUUCACUCCGGCCAUCCGUCGAAAGCGAUGAUAAGUUUUACAUCCUCCCCAAUGGCAGGAUCCACACGCCGGCACUCGGCGAAUAUCACGACGAUUACUGCAUCGACAAUUUCAUCGUCAGCGAAGAUGGUGUAGAAUUGCAAGCGUUGGUGUGUUUCCCUCCGCAAGCGGAAGAAAGCGAGGAGAACUCGGUCAUUCAAUCCAUUUAUCCUUAUUUCUUGUUUGUGUCUUCCCUGUUUCUGAUUGCGACCUUCGUCGUUCACGCCCUGCUGCCGGAAUUGCGCAACACUCACGGAGUGACAGUCAUGUGUCACGUUGCUUCCAUGACCGUCAUGUACGUCGGUCUGGGGACCAUCCAGCUCAGUCAUCAUCUCUCUGACGGUAUUUGCGUCGGAUUAGCCGUGACUGUGCAUUUUGCAUUUCUGGCCACUUUCACGUGGCUCAAUGUCCUGAGUUUCGACAUUUGGUGGACCUUCAACGACCGUCGUUUGCCCAGGAGGACUCGCAAAUUGGACCGUCGAUUCGCUUAUUAUUCGCUGUACGCUUGGUCAGUUCCCACAGUCAUUGUCGUUUUCGGCCAGGUAGCCGACAAUGUCAAAGAACUGUCCAAACACAUUUACCAGCCGGAAUUCGGAAUACUCAAGUGUUGGUUCCACACUCCUGGCUCCUUUUAUACGUUCCUCUACGGUCCCAUGGCUCUCCUGAUCCUGGCCAAUAUAUUAUUCUUUAUUAUGACGGCGACUGCUCUGUGCAGGACCAGAGUUGGGACGACUCGCAAAGAUGAGGCUAAUUUGUUCCACAGCAAGCAAAAAUUCCGGGCCAUCUUUGUCCUGUUUAUUCUGAUGGGAGUCUGCUGGAUCACCGAAGUGAUUUCCUUCGCCGUCGGUGGCUCCGCCUAUCUCUGGAUUCCGACUGACAUUCUCAACAUAUUAACGGCCGUUUUCGUCUUCUUCGUCUUUGUCUGCAAGCCCAGCGUCUGGUCCCUUCUCAUGAAGAAGCAUCCGUCCUUGCAGAAAUUCGAUCGCCUUUGUCCCAACUGUAUGAAGUACGACAACGGCCAGCAAGAGAACGAGGAUCGAUCCUUCUUACAGCAAACGUCUAUUUGAGAAUGCGUGCUGCAGAAUCACGUAGACAGUACUACUCCCUAUUCCCGCCGGCCAAACAAAAAAAAUUGCAUUGAGAUGCCUGACCACGAAUAAUUUUUGCUCGAUAUUUAAUCAUUUCGCAAACGUGAACAAUUUAAUAAACGGAUAGGUCUAUAAGAGCAAGGAGCGAAAACGAGUUGCACAGAAAAUAAAGCGCGAGUCUAUUGCAUUUUUAUUUAUUGUGCUUACCACUAGCUUUUGAUUGCUAUCAACUAGUUUUGCCAAUUUCUAGUUUAACGUAUUAUCCAAUUUUAUUCGAUUUAUUUAGUUUUUAUUAAUUUAUUAUUUUACUAUUUAUUUUACCCAAUCAAUUAUUGAAUAUUUGGUUUUGUAAGAUAAAUUUAAUCUGAUUUAAUCAAAAACGACAAUAAAAAACUCAUUUUUGCAAUCUG